AUGACGGUUCGCUUCAAGUGUCGGAGUGAAUACCAGAAGAGCUACAGGGUUUCCCGCUCCAGGAGUGAGUCUCCUCAGCGCUGCGCCCCAUUGGCCGGCCUCCGCUCCGACCACAUGAGAAUCUGCAGAGAUCCAGUUCUGCAGCGGCGGAAGAGACUUGAUCCUGGAGGUCUCACUCAGUCCUGGACUGCUCUGUCCUGUGCGUCCGACCCACAGCGCCCCCUAGCUGCUCCGACUGCUCACACUCACAGUAAAAGUUCUUCUUCAGCCUCUCAGAGUCGCUCAGGCCACAGGAAGGAUCCUUCCCCAAAACCUCCAACGCCUCCUGAAGCUCCAGCAGGACCAGAACCUCCAGCAGGACCAGAACCUCCAGCAGGACCACGACCUCCCGCAGGACCAGAACCUCCAAAAAGAUGUUCUGCAAACUCUGGAUCAUCAGGAGAACCGGGAGCUGUCUCCUCAGCAAAGCUCCACCCCUCGCAGCUCCACAGCCAAUCACAGGCCAGCCGCCCCUUGUCAGCAGCACCUGAUGGACGGCAGCUCUCAGCCAAUGAGGUUGAACAAGCUCUGCGCUGGAGGGCGGGGCUGAGGUCAACAGGUCAAAGGUCAGGAGGUCACCGGACAGAGUACAACCGACAGUUCAGCUGGAAGAAACCAGUAACUUCUGCUUCACCCAUACUGAAGGCAGAACAGGCGCUGUAUUCCAGCAGCAGGUGUAUCCCCCCCUUUAAGAAGAACCCAGUCUCAAUGGAAACCGAGUAUCAGCAAAACUUCCAGGGUGUGGCCCCUCCCACUGGACCCCCCCUUCUGAAACAUCUGGAACAUCAGAGAAUCCCACUGUUCCACACGUACACGAGCAACAAAAAGAGGAGGGAGGAGUCUCAGAAGAUGCUCCGCCCCAAACACAAUGACCCCGCCUCUCAGGAAGAUGACAUCAGAACUCCUCCCCCUCCUCAGAUGCAGAGAGGUCACAGAACGUUGACAGAGUAUGAGUCCAGCUUUCGUUCUCCCCUCUACAGGAUCCCAGAAGAAGGCGGGGCCAUGGAGGGUGACACCCCUCAGCUGACGGAGCUGAGGCAGCGGGCGGCGUCGUACCGCAGCCGGGCCUGGGGAGCCAACUUCUGCAGAGACCACCUGAACCAGCUGCAGUCGGAACACAACGCGCUGUGGGAGCCCACGGACUCGUCCACCGACCCCCCCACCCCCCGCCUGACCUUUGACCUGGGCCCGGAGCCCGACAGCCGCAGCACUUCCUGUGUGGAGGCUCUGGACCUGGACAGUCGCUCGUCGAACUCCAGUCAGAGGUCGUCUGUCCUGGGCUCAGCAGAGACACACAAAACAAACAAAAACACAAAAACAAACGCACAAACACCUCUAGUGGAGAGACGUUCAGCAUGGGAGGAGGAAGAAAGUGAAGACGAGGACGAGGGGAGGUUAACAACUCCCAGGCUGAAGAUGAGACCAGUUCAGAGAACUCACCACGACCUCACCACACCUGCCACAGGAGGCGCUAUACUAGUGGGAACAGUGAAGAGCAGCGAUGAAGCGUCUCUGAACAAUCAGCAGAUGGAGGCGUGGUCUGAGAACAGUCGCCCCCACCGCCCGUCACCAGCCUCUAAACCAAUCAGGACAAAGCAAACGUCUCCACCCACAGUAGCCCCGCCCCUCCAGCUCCCGCCCGCGCUGCACUGCAUCCAGGGAACGCUGAGACACCCCGACUUCCAACACAACGGGGAUCUGGGUUCCAGGCUCAUGGAGCUGCAGAGUUCAGGAGACGAUGAAGACCGGCUCUCAGUGAUGUCAUGGCGUUCGGCCGCCUCGUGCUCCGCGGCGUCCGGCGUCCUGGAGCGAGCUCAGAGGAGAAGAGAGGGCUUCUGGGGGAAGAGAUGA
This is a messenger RNA of Pleuronectes platessa (European plaice), 1890 nucleotides long. It is a transcript of the gene saxo6, whose product is annotated as Mdm1 nuclear protein. Gene Ontology annotation, biological process: negative regulation of centriole replication. Gene Ontology annotation, molecular function: microtubule binding. Bases 1 to 1890 code for a protein of 629 amino acids. The record is from RefSeq and is a predicted model, not a curated record. The transcript has 16 exons. Lineage: Eukaryota; Metazoa; Chordata; Actinopteri; Pleuronectiformes; Pleuronectidae.